UGUCAUUUCAACCGCCGAUCAAAAGCGCCGCCUCCUCCGCCGCUAACAACAGCCCUAACUUUCAGUCCGUGCGAGCGGCCUCUCCUCCGGUACCACCAACCAUGAUCAAAGCAAUUAGGGUUCACGAACUUGGUGGCCCCGAGGAAUUAAUCAACAGUGUAUCUACUGAGGACUUACGAAUCUUCCCAAAAAUUUGACUCUCUGGUUUCGGCUCUGUUAUGGAUUGAUUUUCUUAUGCGGCGUUUCAUCUUCCUUGCACUGUUCUUUGAUGGGGAAAUUCUUAGGAUUACCUGGCUUCUCGUUCUCGAUCAUAUUUCAAAUGGUUAUUUUCUGUAUUUUGACUUGCUCAAUGGAAGGCUGUUGGCCGGAGAGAACAUACCCAAUUUGUGGAAGUUGCUGAUCGAUAAAGUUUUGACUCAUUUCACACUGAUACAGUUUGAGUUCACAUUCUUAGAUGCGCAGAUCCAUUCGGUUAUGAAGUGGGAAGAUGUGGAAAUAGGAGAGCCGAAGGACGGUGAGAUCAGAGUGAAAAACAAGGCCAUUGGGCUCAAUUUCAUUGACAUCUACUACCGGAAGGGAGUUUAUAAGGCAUUCACAAUGCCCUUUACUCCAGGUAUGGAGGCAGUGGGUGUGGUGACUGCCGUCGGUCCCGGGCUAACUGGUAGAAAAGUUGGAGAUGUGGUGGGUUAUGCUGGUCUUCCAAUGGGAUCAUAUGCUGAGGAGCAAAUCCUUCCAGCCGACAAAGUAAUACCUGUUCCUCCCUCCAUUGGUCCAGUUGUAGCAGCAUCUGUCUUGCUUAAAGGAAUGACUGCUCAGUUCCUAGUUCGCAGUUGCUUUAAGGUUGAACCUGGACACAAGGUUCUUGUUCAGGCAGCAGCAGGUGGUGUUGGGUCUCUCUUGUGCCAGUGGGCAAAUGCUCUUGGUGCAACUGUGAUUGGAACUGUCUCAACCAAAGAGAAGGCUGAUCAAGCCAAAGAAGAUGGAUGUCAUCAUGUCAUUAUGUACAAGGAGGAGGACUUCGUGACCCGUGUGAACGAGAUAACAUCAGGUGAAGGUGUCGACGUUGUUUAUGAUUCUGUUGGAAAACAUACCUUUCAGGGAUCAUUAGAUUGCCUGAAACCUUGUGGAUACAUGGUGAACUUUGGGCAAUCCUCCGGUUUACCUGACCCUGUUCCUUUAUCCGCACUCGCAGCAAAAUCGCUAUUCUUGACGAGGCCUUCCGUCAUGCAAUACACUGCAACCCGAGACCAGCUGCUGCAUUCUGCGGGAGAGGUCUUCGCUAACAUUGCGUCCGGCGUGUUGAGAGUUCGUGUGAAUCAUACGUAUCCCUUGUCUCAGGCGGCGCAGGCGCAUGACGACCUGGAGAGUCGAAAGACAUCCGGCUCUAUUGUGCUGAUCCCAGAUGAUAAUUGAGCAGCCUUUGUGUUGUAAACAUCCAACAAUUAAUGUCUUACACGGGCAGGCUAGGGAACGGUUCCUUUGUUGCAGUUGCUGAAUUGUGUUGUGGAGCUUAAUUUUGAUGCAGUUGCCGAAUUGUGUUGUGGAGCUUAAUUUUUGGUGAA
Diospyros lotus (date-plum) is the source of this 1562-nucleotide messenger RNA. RefSeq lists its product as uncharacterized. Lineage: Eukaryota; Viridiplantae; Streptophyta; Magnoliopsida; Ericales; Ebenaceae. Gene Ontology annotation, cellular component: cytosol; cytoplasm. The transcript has 7 exons. The record is from RefSeq and is a predicted model, not a curated record. Gene Ontology annotation, molecular function: quinone reductase (NADPH) activity. Bases 235 to 1413 code for a protein of 392 amino acids. Gene Ontology annotation, biological process: cellular response to oxidative stress.